GUCGGCGUUGGUCUGACCUGUGAGGGGAAUUCCAGCGAGAGGCUCCGCGGAGGACGGAGCGGCGGCGGCGGCGAGCGAGCGAGCGAGCGAGCGGCGGACGGACGGACGGACGGACAGACGAGCGAGCGGCGCCAGGCCGAGCCCACGAGCACCGCUGCAGCCGAGCCCUGCCGCCAUGGCCUCGGGAGCCGACUCCAAAGCUGAUGACUUGUCAACUGCAAUUCUCAAGCAGAAGAACCGGCCCAAUCGGCUAAUUGUUGACGAAGCUAUCAAUGAGGACAACAGCGUUGUGUCACUGUCCCAGGCCAAAAUGGACGAGUUGCAGCUGUUCAGGGGAGACACAGUCUUGCUGAAAGGGAAGAAGAGGAGAGAGGCAGUUUGCAUUGUCCUGUCUGAUGACACCUGUUCUGAUGAGAAAAUCCGCAUGAACAGGGUUGUUCGCAACAACCUGAGGGUGCGCCUUGGAGACGUGAUCAGCAUCCAGCCUUGUCCAGAUGUGAAGUACGGCAAGCGCAUCCAUGUGUUGCCCAUUGAUGACACCGUGGAGGGGAUCACCGGGAACCUCUUUGAGGUCUACCUCAAGCCAUACUUCCUGGAAGCCUACAGACCGAUCCGAAAAGGGGACAUCUUCCUGGUGCGUGGAGGGAUGCGUGCGGUAGAGUUCAAGGUGGUGGAGACGGACCCGAGUCCCUACUGCAUUGUCGCGCCGGACACCGUGAUUCACUGUGAGGGAGAGCCGAUCAAGCGAGAGGAUGAAGAGGAAUCCCUGAACGAAGUGGGCUAUGAUGACAUUGGAGGCUGCCGAAAACAGCUGGCUCAGAUCAAGGAAAUGGUGGAACUCCCCCUCAGACACCCCGCUCUCUUCAAGGCGAUUGGUGUGAAGCCUCCCCGUGGGAUCCUGCUGUAUGGGCCGCCUGGCACUGGGAAGACCCUGAUUGCCCGAGCCGUGGCGAAUGAGACGGGAGCCUUCUUCUUCCUGAUCAAUGGUCCUGAAAUAAUGAGCAAAUUGGCAGGCGAGUCAGAGAGUAAUCUGCGGAAGGCCUUUGAGGAGGCUGAAAAGAACGCUCCUGCCAUCAUCUUCAUCGAUGAGCUAGAUGCCAUUGCUCCAAAAAGGGAGAAGACACAUGGCGAGGUGGAGCGGCGCAUCGUGUCGCAGCUGCUGACGCUCAUGGAUGGCCUGAAGCAGCGAGCGCACGUGAUUGUGAUGGCCGCGACCAACAGACCUAACAGCAUCGAUCCGGCACUCCGGCGAUUUGGUCGCUUUGACAGGGAGGUGGAUAUUGGCAUUCCGGAUGCUACUGGCCGCCUGGAGAUUUUGCAGAUCCACACGAAGAACAUGAAGCUGGCCGAUGAUGUCGAUCUAGAGCAGGUGGCCAAUGAGACCCACGGCCAUGUGGGGGCAGACCUGGCUGCGCUGUGCUCCGAGGCAGCCCUGCAGGCCAUCCGGAAGAAGAUGGACCUCAUUGACCUCGAGGACGAGACCAUUGAUGCCGAGGUCAUGAACUCGCUGGCCGUGACCAUGGACGAUUUCAGGUGGGCCCUGAGCCAGAGCAACCCGUCAGCCCUGCGUGAGACUGUGGUAGAGGUCCCCCAGGUGACCUGGCAAGACAUCGGGGGCUUGGAAGAUGUUAAGCGAGAACUCCAGGAGCUUGUACAGUACCCAGUAGAACAUCCUGACAAAUUCCUCAAGUUUGGCAUGACCCCCUCCAAAGGCGUGUUGUUCUAUGGACCUCCUGGUUGUGGGAAGACCCUGCUGGCCAAAGCCAUUGCCAAUGAAUGCCAGGCCAACUUCAUCUCCAUCAAGGGUCCAGAGCUGCUCACCAUGUGGUUUGGAGAGUCGGAGGCCAAUGUGCGCGAGAUCUUUGACAAGGCCCGCCAGGCAGCGCCCUGCGUGCUGUUCUUCGACGAGCUGGACUCCAUUGCGAAGGCUCGCGGUGGGAACAUCGGCGACGGGGGCGGCGCCGCAGACAGAGUCAUCAACCAGAUCCUCACCGAGAUGGACGGCAUGUCGACCAAGAAGAACGUCUUCAUCAUUGGCGCCACCAACCGGCCGGACAUCAUCGAUCCCGCUAUUCUGCGCCCCGGGCGCCUGGACCAGCUGAUCUACAUCCCGCUCCCCGAUGAGAAGUCUCGCGUGGCCAUCCUCAAGGCCAACCUGCGGAAGUCGCCUGUCGCCAAGGAUGUGGACCUCGAGUUCCUGGCCAAAAUGACCAACGGCUUCUCGGGAGCCGACCUCACGGAGAUCUGCCAGCGGGCCUGCAAGCUGGCCAUUCGCGAGUCCAUUGAGAGCGAGAUCCGGCGGGAGCGGGAGCGGCAGACGAACCCUUCUGCCAUGGAAGUGGAGGAGGACGACCCGGUGCCUGAGAUCCGGCGCGAUCAUUUUGAGGAAGCCAUGCGCUUCGCCCGUCGCUCCGUCAGUGACAACGACAUCCGCAAAUACGAGAUGUUCGCGCAAACCUUGCAGCAAAGCCGAGGCUUCGGCAGCUUCAGAUUCCCGUCAGGUAACCAAGGCGGUGCCGGACCAAGCCAGGGCACAGGAGGCAGCGGGGGCGGAAAUGUUUACAGCGAAGACAACGACGACGAUCUGUAUGGUUAAAGGGCUGCCGGAGUGGACCAAAUUCCAGGGCAGGCCACGCUGUACACGGCAAUUCCAGCAGUUGUGGACUCCUGGCUUCCUCAUUCCUCGGUCAGACCCAUGUAGCUGCGUGUCGGGUUCUGUGCGCUGGAGUCUGCUGUAAAUGCAAGGCGGUUGGCUGGCUGGCUGGAUUGGCUGGGAGGCAGGUGGGCAGUUUGCGCGGAGGGGGACUGACUGCACUUCUGGGAAAUUUCUGUUCUAGUUUUAUGGCAGAAUCAGCAGCUUUAGCAACGGGUACAACAAUAGCCUGUAAAAACAAAAACAAUUUAAAAACCCCAAAAUAAAAAAAAUCCCAUAACUUCAA
Varanus komodoensis (Komodo dragon) is the source of this 2939-nucleotide messenger RNA. It is a transcript of the gene VCP, whose product is annotated as valosin containing protein. Gene Ontology annotation, biological process: mitotic spindle disassembly; autophagosome maturation; retrograde protein transport, ER to cytosol. The coding region runs from base 176 to 2596 and encodes 806 amino acids. Lineage: Eukaryota; Metazoa; Chordata; Lepidosauria; Squamata; Varanidae. Gene Ontology annotation, cellular component: nucleus; VCP-NPL4-UFD1 AAA ATPase complex; cytosol. The record is from RefSeq and is a predicted model, not a curated record. The transcript has 17 exons. Gene Ontology annotation, molecular function: ATP binding; polyubiquitin modification-dependent protein binding; ATP hydrolysis activity.